AGUAUGAAGUUCUAGGAGCGCUCGUGCUUACCGCCGUUACCGGAGAACUGUCAAUCAUUCGUUCGUUCCAAACCGCCUGCCGGUAUAACGCAACGGGAGUUGCCGUUCUGACCGCGCUGCCUGUCAAUCACUCCUUCACGGCGCGCGUGAGGAAAAUCUCUGCGCUCAUCUGCUGCGCGUGAAUCCACUGCUGUCCACAAUGCUGGAUACCGACGCUGCAUCCGGUGAGGAUAAAAACACUCCGCGUGCUUGAACGGUUUAGUAAUCCGGAGGGAAAUAAGCAAGAGGUAUGGAUAAACGCGACAAGAAAGCGAAAAAGGAUUCAGGGAAGUCUACGAAACGCACAGGGAAGCUGUUCCGGAGGAAAUCAUUCAAAUCAGUGGAAAGUUUGGUGAGUAAGAUCUUGAAAAGUUUGGGGAGCUUGGCUAACGGCGGAGAAACAACCGAGCGCUCGGAUGCUGAGGAGGAUGAUGGUGGGUUUGGAGAAAGCGCACCUUGCGCGGGAAACUCGGGACAUGUGAGAAAAGACAACAGCAGUCAGGUGAGGAAAAGUUCCUCGCUUCCCUGCCCUUCCUCCGCGAAAGAGCGACUGUUCUCGCUGUACGGGGAUAAAACGCCAGGCGUGCUGGGUCUGAAGAAUCACGGGAACACCUGCUUCAUGAACGCCGUCGUGCAGUGCUUGAGCAACACGGACCUGCUCGCUGAGUAUCUGUGUCUGGAGCGAUAUAAACUGGAUCUGUGUCACAGGGCAAUGAACGGGUUUAUAAAGAUUGAGAACGGUCAGCAGGAGAAAGGAGAGGUUACGGAACGGCUCGCGACUUUGGUCCGAGCGCUUUGGACUUUUCAAUACACUCCUCAACUCUCGGCUGAGUUUAAGAUGACAGUAUCUAAAUAUGGUGCACAGUUUCGUGGAAAUUCCCAGCAUGACGCUCUUGAAUUCCUGCUCUGGCUUCUGGACCGCCUCCAUGAGGACGUCAACUCAUCUUCAACCCUCCCCAGUGGGAAUAACAGAAGCAAAUCAAGUGGCAAGGGUCAAGAAGGAGGUGAUGAAAAGCCUGUCUCUGAUACCCUGACCCCACCACAGACACAGCCUGGUGUAUGUCACAGCUUUGUACAAGAGCACUUCCAGGCACAAUAUAAGUCAUCUCUGACAUGCCCACAUUGUCUUAAGCAGAGCAACACGUUUGAUCCUUUUCUGUGCAUUUCCCUCCCUAUUCCUCUUAGACAGACGAGACCAGUGUGUGUGAUUUUGGUGUUUAGCAGUAAAGGGCAGCGGUAUCUGAGAGUGGGGCUCACUGUGCCUCUCUUUGGCUCUUUGGCAUGUCUGCGCCGGAUGGUGGCAGAUGAGGGCAAGAUCUCUCCUGAUCAGGUAAUAUUGGCAGAGAUCUACACAACAGGUUUCCAGCGCUCGUUCUUUGAUGACGCUGACUUGACCAGCAUAGCAGAGAGUGACAUUAUCUAUGCCUUCCAAGCUCCGCCCCUUUACAUCAGGGGUGGAUCUGCACGAAUCUCAGGGUUGCACCACAGUCUUCCGUCCUCUCCAUACACCUUGUCUGGGCCGGAGGGUCACCGACUGGCUGCGUCCGGAGCGCUGUCCUCCGAGUUCCUGAACCAGGCUGACGGGAUGGUGAAGAUCUUGUUGCUGGUGUGUAAUACAGCCGGAGCAGGACAGCAGGCAGUAAGAUUCGGUCCUCCAUUUCUGAUGAGAGAGGACAGGUCAGUUUCGUGGGACCAGCUACAGCAGAGCAUCCUCAGUAAACUCUACUAUCUAAUGAUCAAUGGAUCACAGGCACAUAAUUUCAGGGUGUUGUUCAAGAUUCGUGUUGUUGGGGGAUCUGCAGCUUAUAGCUACUUAAAUCCUCAAGACGGACGGCCGCUUUAUCACCCUGCUGUGGACAGAGCUCUAAAGCUGUGUGGCUCAGGUGGACCACCGCAUGUGAAGCUCAUUGUUGAGUGGGAGCACAGAAUCAAAGACUGUCUGUUUGGUAAUAUCCAAGAGGAGGUGGUGAAGGACUCGGAAAGUGUUCGUGCUCAACAACAACACCACGUUCAACAGCAAAGCUGCACCCUGGAUGAGUGCUUUGAGCUCUACACCAAAGAAGAACAACUGGCCCCUGAUGAUGCAUGGAAGUGUCCUCACUGUAAGCAGCUACAGCAGGGCACGGUGCAGAUGAGCCUGUGGACUCUCCCAGACAUCCUCAUCCUUCACCUCAAGCGCUUCAGACAGGUGGGAGAGUGCCGUAACAAGCUCUCCACGCUGGUGCAGUUCCCCCUCACUGGGCUCAAUAUGGGCCGCCACAUGGUCAAGAGGAGCAACUGUGCCCGACCACCGCCCGGCUGGAAACAACAGGCCCAUCACUGGCCUGAAGCCAACCGACACACGCUGACCUUCCUGUACGACCUGUACGCCGUGUGUAACCAUCAUGGAGGCAUGCAUGGAGGCCAUUACACAGCAUACUGCAGGAAUUCAGUGGAUGGUCAGUGGUAUGCCUACGAUGACAGCAGUGUUGAGCCGGUGCCUGAGGGGGAAGUGUGCACACGUGGUGCUUAUAUCCUCUUCUAUCAGAGACGAGAUGCCAUCCCAUCCUGGUCAGCUAGCUGCUCGCUGCGAGGUGAAUGCUCUUCUCUGCAUCUCUGCCUUAAUUGUAUACCCACACUACCAAGGGGCAUAUUAGGCCCGCUGCGCUUCUCCGGUGAGGAAGGGGGCGAUGAUGCGAGCCCACUCUUCCUGGUCCCACCACUCCCGGGCCGCGAUAACCUCAAACGUAUAGAGGUAAGCCUCUAUGUCGUCGUUCUCGGUCAACCAGACGAGGUAUUGGUGCGCUUUGACCGGCACUUCCGGGAGGGGCAGGCGCCCCGCCACGCUGGCCUGCAGCUGUUCCACGACCCGGUCAGUAUACUCCUGCCGGGCUGCCAGUCGUUCGAUCCCUCUCCUGGGGUGCCAUCGGAGUCUGUGAAUAAGGAGAAACAAGCAUUAAUGUCGCCUGGAGCUCCAGUGUGCCUUCCCUCUGGUGUCUCUUCUCCUGGCUUUUAUGGGCAGGGGGAACGAGCUCCAGAUCCCUCUCCUGGGGUGCCAUCGGAGUCUGUGAAUAAGGAGAAACAAGCAUUAAUGUCACCUGGAGCUCCAGUGUGCCUUUCCUCUGGUGUCUCUUCUCCUGGCUUUUAUGGGCAGGGGGAACGAGCUCCAGAUGUAGUUGAGCCGACGCCAUUUGUACGAAGCGUCCGGGGCCACAGUAUGAGUAUGCGCUACCACUCCAAAUCCAAGACGGGCCCAAGCAAAGUUCUUCCACUGCGCUGGUCAUUUGCUUCCAAGGACCGCAGAAAGCCCUCCAGCGUCGCUCCACAACCCGGAAACGGCGAGCUGGUGGAGUACCUUGAGUCCGAUGUAGUUGAGCCGACGCCAUUUGUACGAAGCGUCCGGGGCCACAGUAUGAGUAUGCGCUACCACUCCAAAUCCAAGACGGGCCCAAGCAAAGUUCUUCCACUGCGCUGGUCAUUUGCUUCCAAGGACCGCAGAAAGCCCUCCAGCGUCGCUCCACAACCCGGAAACGGCGAGCUGGUGGAGUACCUUGAGUCCGGCCGGCGGCCUCGAUGCACCAAGGAGCCAAUAGUAAGUAUCGUGGCUAGUCCUUCACAGAUCAAAGCCCAGAUUCGCGAGGACGAUUCUCUGAGUUCCCCAAGCUGUAGCAGUAGUGUGGAGCGAUGUAGCUAUCAAGGUCCAGAUUCCCCCAGACUGCCCGAAGGCCAGAGCAGACCAGCAGCGGACCUCAACGGCAUCACAUCCGAUGGCUCGUUGGCCAAAAACAGUUCAAAAAGCAGGCAGGACCACGAAAGGACUCAAGCCAGUAAGUCGCUUCAAGGUUCCCCUUGUGCACUUUCCAAUGGUACUGGCAACAGUGCAUCUUAUUCCAGAGACUCCACGUUAAAACGGCUACGAAACCAGCCGGCUGCGACUAACAGGACUCAUCCCAGCCAGAUGCAGACAGCCACAGGGGAAAGCAGGAGCAAAGAUGGCGCCAUCAUCAGUACCACCCAAUUGCAGGAUAAGGAGGUGGUUCACGGGAAAACGUUUUCCAGCAAGAGCUUGACCAAACUGUCACUAUCCAACGGGACUCUAAAUGGAAAGGGCAUUGAGGUGAGGAAAACCAGCACUGCUCACAAGAGCACCAGUAAUGCACUUAAUAGCAGAGAAAACCAGGUUUGUUCAAGCUCAGCUGAUAUAAAACGAGCCCACAGCUCAUCCAAUAUUCAGAGCAGGCUAGAUAUGACUUUGAAAAGGACAAUGUCUCUCCAAAGAAACGGUCCAUUGGUGCCGGCCCCCCAUAAAGGACCUGCGGUAGAUAAAUCCUCCUAUGCAACACUACAGAAAAUCAGAUACAGAAGCACUUCACUUGGCAGACAGAGACCUGUGCCCGAGUCCUGCUUCUGAUGGGUUUCAUCUUCACUGUGGGAAAUAGUGUUUGUACUGUAUAUAUGUUUCAUGCCUAAUAUUGCAUACUGUUGCUCUUUUCCAAAACCUAGUGAGCAUUGAAAAGCAUUUUAUGCACGUUUCCAACACAAAGCCUGGUCGAAAUGGCUUAAAACGCCUCGUUUUCACCAAAGGCAGCAGGUAGUCUUUAAAGAGAUUGCAGUUCUAUAAUGCAUUGCAAAAAAUUCAGUGAACAAAUCCAAGACGAC
Molecule: messenger RNA, 4677 nt
Organism: Sinocyclocheilus grahami
Lineage: Eukaryota; Metazoa; Chordata; Actinopteri; Cypriniformes; Cyprinidae
Product: ubiquitin carboxyl-terminal hydrolase 43-like
Exons: 18
Coding region: 290-4429 (1379 amino acids)
Biological process (GO): protein deubiquitination
Molecular function (GO): cysteine-type deubiquitinase activity
Source: RefSeq, a predicted model, not a curated record